This is a messenger RNA of Daldinia caldariorum, 1359 nucleotides long. RefSeq lists its product as uncharacterized. The coding region runs from base 193 to 1305 and encodes 370 amino acids. NCBI's taxonomy places the organism in Eukaryota, Fungi, Ascomycota, Sordariomycetes, Xylariales, Hypoxylaceae. Gene Ontology annotation, cellular component: nucleus. The record is from RefSeq and is a predicted model, not a curated record. The transcript is spliced from 3 exons. Gene Ontology annotation, biological process: regulation of transcription by RNA polymerase II.
GUUCGUCCGAGCCUCGGCGAUGCAGUGUUAAUCCAUUAUCUCGACGGUGGAAAAAGACCGGAACUCGUCGCCGAGGCAUGGUCGCGACCCCUCCCUCGUUACGACGACGACGACGACGACGGACAAAGUAAGGGGGAUACGGAAGAAACGCUCGAUGUAUCCGGGGAUGAGGGGGAUACUAGAAGUCACGAGAUGUCCCCAGGUCCUACACAUCGCCACGCUUUUCGUGCUGCCGAGUCGUCAGUAUCAAAGUCUAUAGAACUGCAAUUUCUCGCGACAAACGCGCUUGCCGCUGCUAAAGCGGCAUCGAAACCGGUAGAUACGGAUGGUUCGCAAGUAGCUGAUGACGAUUCUAGAGUUGCGCAAAGAGCGACGCCGGCUUCAGGCUUCAGGUUAGAUGGCGCUCGAGAUGAUAUUACGAUGAAAGAUGUAAACAGACCCGUUCUCCAGGCGCCUAUCUCUCCUUACGGAUCGCAGGGCCCGCAAGAACUGUAUUCUCCUCGUAGUUACCCCGGCCAGGUCCUGAUGCAUCCAAACAAUGUUCGGUCACCUCCUGGUUUAAAUACUCCCACGGACCGCGGGGAAUUACCUCCAAUACAAGAAGUGUCUCCAAAAUCCGACUCGACCAACCAUGAUCCGCUGCCCUCGAUAAGGUCUCAGCUAUUUGAUCAGCUCACAGGUCCUACGAAAGAACUGCCUUUACAUAAUGGACCCCAAUAUCCUCAUUCUCCCCCGGGUGGCCCACCACGUAUCGGCGGAAUUCCCGGGAAUCAUGCAUCGCCUCCAAUAUCCCCCAAUGAUGCGUAUCGUUCGAGCAUGCCUUCCCCAGCUCAUACUCUUCCAGGCGCUAGCGGCGGUGAGGUAUCGACACCCGCCACUUCUAUCACGGAACGGAUGAGCAUCGAUAAUAUGACAAAUCCAGCUGUCGGCGCAUUUGUCUGUACCGUACAAGGUUGUACUGCGCCCCCGUUUCAAACGCAGUAUCUGCUCAAUUCGCACGCAAACGUACAUUCUUCGGCCCGUCCACAUUAUUGUUCUGUAAAGGGAUGCCCGCGAAGCGAGGGCGGGAAAGGCUUUAAGCGUAAAAAUGAGAUGAUCCGUCAUGGCCUUGUCCAUGAUUCGCCUGGGUACGUGUGUCCGUUCUGUCCAGAUCGGGAACACAAGUAUCCCAGGCCGGAUAAUCUGCAAAGGCACGUACGGGUUCAUCAUGUCGAUAAAGAUAAGGAUGACCCGGCCCUUCGCGACGUGCUCUCGCAGCGCCCAGACGGACCUAACCGAGGACGGAGGCGUCGCGGCGGCCCAUAGAGAUAUCCGGAGAGCGGGGAUAAAGAGGGACAAAAAAAGACGAGGAACGCGAGG